AUGGAAAGGAAAGCACUUCUUAAAUUCAAAGAACAUCUUAAAGAUCCUUCCGAUCGACUUUCUUCCUGGGUUGGUGAAGAUUAUUGUAGAUGGAUGGGCAUAGGCUGCAGCAACCGAACAGGCAAUGUUGUACAACUUGACCUCAAAAACUAUGACUGUUACAUGGAAAGCAGAAGUGACGCAGAGGCUUAUAUUUCAUCUUGUUUGGGUGGUGAGAUAAGUACUUCUUUGCUCGACUUAAAAUAUCUGAAGUAUUUAGACCUGAGCAUGAAUAAUUUUCAAGGAAUUCCAAUCCCAGGCUUCUUGGGUUCACUUGAGAAGUUGAGAUACCUUAAUCUCUCUUAUGCGUCUUUUGGUGAAAUGAUCCCUCCUCAUCUCGGAAAUCUUUCAAGCCUGCAUUAUCUUGAUCUUUACUCCGAUCCAUUCUUUAGUCAGAGUCUUAAAACCAUUUGGGUCCGAGAUUUUAACUGGCUCUCUAGCUUAUCUUCUUUGGAAUACCUUAAUCUCGGUUUUGUUAACCUUAGUUCAGCAAGAACUGAUUGGCUGGAAGCCCUUAAUAUGCUUCCUUUUCUUUCAGAGUUACACUUGCAAGGUUGUAACCUUCAACACUUGCCUGUCUCUCUACAAAGUUUGAAUUUUACCUCCCUUUCGGUCAUUGAUCUCUCUUACAACCAUUUCAACUCGUCAUUACCCCAAUGGUUGAAUAACAUUAGUACCCUUGUUGAACUAAAUCUUGGCAAUUGUCAUAUGAAAGGUCCAAUUUUCAACAUUGCAUGGAGAAAUCUAUGUAAUGUUCGGACUUUAGCUUUAAAUGGGAAUGAGAUUAGUGGUGAGAUAAGUGAAUUGGUCGAGGGUUUAUCUCCAUGCAAUAACGGUAGCAUACAGGAGGGCCUUGCAAAACUGCAAGAAUUCUCCAUAUCAUCUUCGAACACAACAUUUGUCUUCAACGUGAGCAGUGAAUGGGUUCCUCCCUUUAGCUUAGCAACAAUUGAAAUCAGAAACUGUCGAUUGGGUCCAAAAUUUCCAAUAUGGCUUAGAACUCAGAAACAACUUUCUAAUAUAAUCCUCACUGGUGUUGCCAUUUCAGACCCGAUUCCUUCUUGGCUUUGGAAAAUGUCUCCGCAGAUCCAAUGGUUAGAUCUCUCUAAUAACCAAAUUGGAGGAAUACUUCCCAGUUCACUCGAGUUCUCCCCAGGAACAUGGAUAGAUUUGAGCAUGAACCGCUUAGAGGGUCCACUCCCACUGUGGCCUAACGUGUGGUAUCUCAUCUUGUGGAACAACUUACUCUCAGGACCUAUCCCAAAGAACAUUGGCCAAGUAAUGGCAUCACUGCAAUAUUUUCUCCUUUCCGGGAAUUUUCUUAAUGGUAGCAUCCCUUUGUCUGUUGGUAAGAUGAAGAAUUUAAAUCGACUUGAUUUAUCAGACAAUGAUUUAUCUGGAAGAAUCCAUGACAACUGGAGAGAUUUGCAAGAACUCCAAAACAUAGAUUUAUCCAGGAACAAUCUAUCUGGUAACAUUCCCAGGUCAAUGUGUUCACUGCCUUCUCUUUCUGUCUUGAAAUUGGGUGACAAUAGUCUUUCUGGGGAACUCUCUCCUUCAUUGAAAAACAGCAUUUCCCUGACCUUGAUUGAUAUUGGAGAGAAUAGAUUUACUGGGAACGUACCAAAAUGGAUUGGAGAAAGCCUUCCAUUGCUGUCGGAGUUACGCAUGCGGGACAACAUGUUCACCGGAAAUAUUCCUGAGCAACUAUGUUCUCUUUCGCAUUUACAUGUCUUGGACCUUGCUCUUAAUAAUUUAUCGGGUACCAUACCACCAUGCCUCGGAAAUUUGAGUGACUUGAGUUCAUCGACAUCUUAUAGUCCACAAAUUCCACCGGGGCAUUACUUCUAUACACCUGAGUUGGAUUUGUUUCUGAAGGGAAGACAAAUGCAAUAUACCUCCACUCUUGAGCUUGUAAAUGUCAUCGACCUCUCGAGCAACAGCCUAUGGGGAGAGAUUCCAGAAGAUAUAACAAAGCUUUCCACCCUGGGAACCUUAAAUUUAUCCAGGAAUGAAUUGACAGGAAAGAUACCAGAGACGAUUGCAGGCUUAAAGAAAUUGGAAACUCUUGAUCUCUCAUGCAACCAUCUUUCAGGUCCAAUUCCUCCAAGCAUGUCCUCUAUCACCACAUUAAACCAUUUGAACUUGUCUCACAACAAUUUGUGUGGUCCAAUUCCUUCGACCAACCAGUUUCUAACCUUCAAUGAUCCAGCCAUUUAUGAGGGUAAUCCAGGACUUUGUGGAGGUCCUUUAUCAACCAAGUGUCUCACGCCCAAUGGAGGGGAUGGUGAAGGCCAAGGUCAACCCAAAGAUAACGACAAUGACGAUGAAAAUGAAGACGAGUUUGAGAUGCUGUGGUUGUGGGUUAGUGUGGCAUUGGGAUUUGUUUCAGGAUUUUGGGCUGUUUGUGGUAGUUUGGUGAUAAAGAAGUCGUGGAGACAUGCCUACUUCAGAUUUUUAGAUGGUGUGAAAGAUUGGCUCUUUGUGGUCGUUGCGCUGAAUGUGGCUCGUCUACGAAGAAUGAUGGGGAGCCAUAAGAGUCCUGCACCUGCAUAG
Molecule: messenger RNA, 2595 nt
Organism: Ilex paraguariensis (yerba mate)
Lineage: Eukaryota; Viridiplantae; Streptophyta; Magnoliopsida; Aquifoliales; Aquifoliaceae
Source: the annotation of a GenBank genome assembly